UGUUGUUAGUGGGAGAUCACGUGGAUUGGCUGCUUGGGCAUGGGGGCCACUUCCUACAUUAUUUCUGCUCAGAGGAGAGAGAGAGCGAGCGGUCUUAGUUUGAACAAAAUGGCUGCAAGAACGCUGUCAACGAGAGCUCACUGAACGCAUUAUGACUGUCCACUCCUACAUUUGGAUUUUUCGAGAAUGUAUUUUCUUGGAUUCGUUUUUCAAUUUGCAUUCGUAGUAGCAAGGUCGUCGGUCAGAUGUUGUUGCUAACCUGCUAGCUCCUCAGCUAGCGGCCUAAACACAAAUAAUUUCAUUUUGCACUUUAACCCAAGUUUCCUAGCUAGCUAGCCAUUUUCGUCGACAAUUUACUGAAAUCUGCCUAUUUUCUUUCAUUUGCAAAUUACUCCUUACAACAGUCGAUGACUAUUGCCAACUAGCUAACGUUAACGUUAACUCCGCUACUUUUUGAGUCGGAAUUGUUUCUCUUGCUUUUUCGUUUUGCUGCUUUUUUUCUAUAUCGUGAUACUUACGUUGAGCAUGUUUUUUUGUUGCGACAAUUUUACUUUUAGUGCAUCGUUGCGCUAAAAUACAAAUUUCUUACUGCGUGUAUUUCAAGUAUCGAUCUCGGUAUUUUUGUUAUUAAGCUGCUCAAACAGUUAUUCCGUCAGUCAGUAAGCCCCUGCAGCAAGAGAGCUGCACUUGGCUAAUGCUAGCUAGCUGGAUAACUGCGAAGACUGAAUUAAUGAUUUGUAAUUUACGGGUAUUUUUCGGAAAAGGCACAGCAGAAUGCUUUUCUGCAUCGUUCUCUUUCAUGCACAAACUCUGUAUUGAAAGCUGCCAAAGCUCAACGUGUGAUUACGCGAGCUGAGAGAAGCGAACAACACGAGAAGAGAACCAUUUGAUGGAAGAAAAUAAAAAUAAAAAGCAAGAAAAGACCAAGAAGGAAGCUGCUCAGAAACAGGCUGCUGACACGAAAACCAGAGUGCCAGAGCCAGCUAAGCCCAGCCCCGGUCCCCUCCACCACCCCACCACCAGUGUGACCCUGCCCCAGGCCUCACAUCCCCCCUCCUCCUCCUCUUCAGUCAGAACCAAUGGGAAGCGCGCCCCCCCUAGCACCCAGCAAACACCACAGCAGCUGACCCCUCCGCCUCCGUCGUCGUCCUCAGGCCCCCGCUACCCGCCCCGUGAGGUUCCCCCGCGUUUCCGCCAGCAGGAGCACAAGCAGCUACUGAAGAGGGGCCAGCCACUGCCAGCCGGAGCCCUGAGUAGCCUCACCGUGACACCUGCCUCUGACCCGCUCAUCUCCGGUGCCCCCCCUUCUUCCUCCUCCGCAGGCAAGCGCCACACAGACCUGCCCUUCCAUAGUGGUCCUGGUGCCCAGCAUGAGAAUCCCCACUGGGGAGCCUUGCCACCAACCAGCACCACCAGUAGUAGCUGGGAUCAAGUGAUCAUCGACGGGAGCGACACCGAGGCCUGGCCCUCCAUCAGUCGCAGCAGCGUCAGCCGACCAGCGAAUCCUCCAGAAUGUGCCACAGCCGCUGACUGUACGAACCCAGAGACCAGCAGCUACAUGAGCAUGGCCGCGGGGGCUACUAGCCAGCAGGCCCACUACCCCUCCUCUCUCAAAGCUAACGUCGCUAACGUAGCAAGCAUGAUGCAGCCUAGCGGUGGCCAGGGAGUUGGAGCCAUCGGCAGCAGGGGCUGGGGCUCCGGACCAGGCCCCAUCCCCAUGGGCCCCACUGAGGGAGCCAAACCCGACGGCCUUGGGCCCAACCUGGGUCGGAGUGGAGGAGCACCCAGCUGGAACUCCCAGCCCAGCUUUAGCCUGAACCUGAACCCCAACGCCAACCCCUCGGCCUGGCCCGUGCUGGGGCAAGAGGGGGCUGGAGGUGGCCAGAACCCCGCCUCACUACCACCCAACAGUAUCCUGGGCAAUGGGAGCCUGGGAGGGGACGAGAACAACAGCAGCAGCACCUGGGGAGGCAUGAUGAGCCCUGAUGCCCCGUCCUCCAAUAAGAAUGUGUCUUUCAGCAGCAUGGAACACCCCAACCUUAACACUGACGGACAAAACAGCCACCACACUAAGCAGCCCCUCAGCCCCAUCCACGGGCUGCCCGGUUGGGGAGGCCAGUCCCCUACUGAGUCCUCCCAGCUCAACGGAGACGCAGGGAGCUCUGUCUGGGGCAACGAAGACACCAAGACACCCGCUAACUCCUCCAAGAACUCAGGCUGGGACUCAGCACCCUCCGGAGGCAUGUCCGGCUGGGGCCACUCUGGCAGCGGAAGUGGCAGUGGAGAAGGAGGCUGGGGAGGAGACUGGGGGAAGCACUCCAGCGGUGGAGGAGAGGUCAAAGGAGGCUGGGAUUCCUCAGAUGGCCCAGCCCAGGACCAGCAGGUGAGCUCCUGGGGCCAGCCAACCCCGGCCCCGGCUAGUGAGGGUAGCGGGAGCGGUGGCAGCGAGGGGCGCAUCCAUCGCAGGGGUCAGACUGGCAGUGAGGACGGAGGUCCCCCUCCCCUGCCUCGGCAGGACCUGGACCCCCGUGUGCUCUGCAACACAGGCUGGGGCCAGACGCCCGUCCGCCAGCACACCUCCUGGGAGAUGGAGGAGCAGCGUGCCGCCAACGAUAGGAAGACCAGCGAGAUGAGGGGAGGCGGUGGAGGGGACACAUGGAGGGGCUCCAACAGCCCCUCUUCUGGAUCCCCACUGGACCCCCGGAACGGGGGAGCCAACCCCAGCCUGGGACCAUCUCAGAGGCCAGGCUCAGGGGGCCCCGGAGGCAAGAGUGAGGGCCCUUCAGGCUGGGGAGGCCCUCCACCCUCAAGCUGGGGGGAGCAGCCUGUCAACAAGGCCCCCAACGGUUCCGUCAGUGGCUGGGGGGACCCCAUGGCCCAAGGCCCCAAUACCACAAACAAUGGCCCAAAGAGUGGAGGUCAAUCCUGGGGUGUCCCUGAGAAGUCCUCCCCUACCUGGGACGACGGGCCAGCCAAGACCCAGCAGAACCAAACCCAGAGCUGGGGAGAGGGGCCCAAGUCCUCCUCCCACGGCUGGGGCUCCGGCCAUGGAAGUGGCUCCAAUGGAUCCAACGGCUCCAACGGCGGAGAGUGGAGAGAACCGGCCGAGGUGAAGAAGAAUGGGUCCUCCAGCCACAUGUGGGAAGGAGAAGGAGGAAAUGGACGAGGAGGAGGGUGGAAGGACAGCCCCAGAGGGGGUGGAGGAAAUGGGGGCGGCUGGGGGUCGAAGCCUGCCCCUGCUGUUGGUGGCUGGGGGGAGACCCAGAACCAGCAUCCCAACGGCCCAGCACCAGGAUGGGGCUCCAAGCCCCAGGAAUGUCCCAGCGGUCCAGCACCAGGAUGGGGCUCCAAGCCCCAGGAAAGCCCCAGCGGCCCAGCACCAGGAUGGGGCUCCAAGCCCCAGGAAAGCCCCAGCGGCCCAGCACCAGGAUGGGGCUCCAAGCCCCAGGAAAGCCCCAGCGGCCCAGCACCAGGAUGGGGCUCCAAGCCCCAGGAAAGCCCCAGCGGCCCAGCACCAGGAUGGGGCUCCAAGCCCCAGGAAAGCCCCAGCGGCCCGGCACCAGGAUGGGGCUCCAAGCCCCAGGAAAGCCCCAACUGCAAUAGUGGAGGAGGUGGACCAGGAGGAGGCAGCAUGGGGUCCUGGGGCGGCCCUGCAUCUGUAAGGCAGAGUUCCAACCCCGGCUGGGGCCCGGGGAGCUCCGGAGCCAAACCCGACCCAGCGAUGGAGCCCACCGGCUGGGAGGAACCCUCUCCUCCCUCCAUCCGUCGCAAGAUGGAGAUCGAUGACGGCACGUCCACCUGGGGAGACCCCAGCGCCUACAACAAGACCGUGAAUAUGUGGGACCGCAACAACCCCACUGGAGGUAACGGUAACCAAGGGAACAACCCCACCCAGCCGCCAACCAACAAGAGUAGCGGAGGCUUGACCGUCAACAACAGCCACAACAACCACUCCUCCGUCCCCCCAAGCAACAACAAUCACCACCACAUGAACCACCACCACCUGCACCACGGACAGCCCCCGCCACACAGCCAGCACCACGGCAACAACAAUGGAUCCACCAACACCGCCGCCCCGCACCAGGGCGGAGGACCCCAGGGCAGACCACCUAUGGCCAACCCAGGCUGGGGGGAGCUGCCCAGUGUCCAGCAGCCCAAGCCAGAGCCAGCGUGGGGGGAGCCCGCUGGCCCCUCUCCUGCAGUGGACAACGGCACCUCUGCCUGGGGCAAACCCCCUGGUGUUCCUGGAGGCUGGGGCGAUGGGGGGCACGAGCCCAAUGGACCCUACAGGAGGGGAAACAACGGACCCUCUGGACCUGCACCCUGCAAGCCAGCCCUCAAAUCUAUGCAAGACGGUUGGGGAGGCGGGAGGGAGGAGGAGAUGGGCAUGUCUUCUGGCCAAUGGGAUGCUGAUGCCGGAGACGUGUGGAACAGCCCCGCCUCCCAGGAGAACAACUCCUCCUGUAACUCGUGGGGCCAGCCACCCAAGAAGGGCCCGCCCAAGGGCAAGAUGGGCAACCAGCCAGACGAAGCCUGGAUCAUGAACCGUCUCAUCAAGCAGCUCACAGACAUGGGCUUCCCGAGGGAUCCUGCUGAGGAGGCUCUGAAGAGCAACAACAUGAACCUGGACCAGGCCAUGAGUGCUUUGUUGGAGAAGAAGACUGAACUGGACAAGCGGGGCAUGGGCAUGUCAGACUACAACAACGGGAUGAACAAGCCGUUGGGUUGCCGUCCUCAGGCCCUCUCCAAAGACCCCUCCUCGGACCGCAGCCCAUUCCUAGACAAGGACGGUGGUCUGUCAGAUGACGCCCCCCCCUCACCGUUUCUGCCUUCUCCCGUCAGCCUGAAGCUCCCCCUGGUUAACAACCUGCAGCCUGGGCUGGCCCUGGGCUCCCCGGGGCUCAACAUGCAGAACAUAAACAACAGACAGAUGCAGAGUGGAAUGUUGGGCAGUAGUGGAGCAGCACUAUCCCGGGCCAUGCAGCAGCCGCCUCCUCAGCCGCCAGUGCCGCCUCUCGGCUCCUCCCAGCCUAGUCUACGCGCUCAAGUGCCUCAGUUUCUCACCCCUCAGGUUCAAGCACAGCUCUUGCAGUUUGCUGCAAAAAACAUUGGUCUGAACCCUGCACUUUUAACCUCACCAAUAAACCCUCAACAAAUGACCCUGUUGUACCAACUUCAGCAACUGCAAAUGGCGUACCAGCGUUUACAAAUCCAGCAGCAGAUGAUGCAAGCUCAGCGCAACGUCUCCGGUCCCAUCAGACAACAAGAGCAGCAAGUUGCACGUACAAUCAAUAACAUGCAGCAGCAGAUCCAACAGCACCAGCGUCAGCUGUACCAGGCCCUGCUGAUGAAGCAGCAGCCCCCCGGCUCCCACUCCUCCUCAGGCCUGCACCCCGGCCAAGGCAAAUCAGCCCUGGACUCAUUCCCAGGCCACCCCCAGGCUCCGGGCCUCUCCGACCUGCACACCAAAGAGCCGCAUUCUUCUCCCAGCUCCUACAGCCCCUACCCCCUCUCUGGACUCAAUCCAAACAUGAAUGUAAACUGCAUGGAGGUGGGGGGCCUGUCCAUGAAGGAGCCUCCCCAGCCUCAGUCCCGUCUGUCCCAGUGGACCCACCCCAACUCCAUGGACAGCCUCUCUGGAAACUCCUCCCACAUGGAGGCUAACCUCAAUAAGCACGGUGCCAUUUCUGCUGCUUCUAAUCUGGGCCCCCCUGGAAAGCCCCCCCACAUGGAUGACUCCUACAGCCCCUACAGUAUGAUGGGUGGGUCUGAGUCCCCCACCUCCCCCCUGGUUCCCCCUGACAGCUGGGGCCAGGGACCGGGAAAGAGCCCCAAGGACCAGAUCACCAACGGAACGAAUAUCAACUGGCCCCCAGAGUUCUGUCCAGGCGUACCCUGGAAGGGCCUGCAGAACAUUGACCCUGAGAACGACCCCAACAUGACCCCAGGAAGUGUUCCCAGCGGCCCCACCAUCAACACCAACAUCCAGGACGUCAACCGCUACCUACUCCGUGACCGCAGCGGAGGCUCCUCCCCUCCUUCACCGCCUCAGAACGGUGCUCUGCCCCCCUCCGCGGACUGGCCAGUCAGUGGCUGCUACACUAGCUCUUUCAGUCUGUCCUCCCCGGAUGAGGAGAGUGCAGGUAAACUAUCUGACAUGAAGUCCACCUGGUCCCCGGGGCCCAUCUCCCACCCCUCCCAGGCCUCUCUGUCCCACGAGCUGUGGAAGGUUCCCCAGGGGCCCCGCAACAACACAGCCCCCUCCAGGCCACCUCCGGGCCUCACCAACCCCGCCAAGCCCUCCUCCACCUGGGGAGGAAACUCCCUGGGCCUGGCCCAAGGCUGGAGCAGCUCAUACACCUCAGAGGGCACAACCUGGAGCACAGACAGCUCCAACAGGACCAGUAGCUGGCUGGUACUGAGGAACCUCACCCCCCAGAUAGACGGCUCCACCCUGCGGACGCUGUGCAUGCAGCACGGCCCCCUCAUCACAUUCCACCUCUUCCUGACCCAGGGAAACGCUGUGGUGCGAUACAGCUCCAAGGAGGAGGCUGCCAAGGCCCAGAAGUCCCUGCACAUGUGUGUGCUGGGGAACACCACCAUCCUGGCAGAGUUUGCUGGGGAGGAGGAGGUGAACCGCUACUUUGCACAAGGCCAGCAGCAGCAGCUUCCGCCCACCACCAGCUGGCAGCCUAACCCCGGCACCAAUCAGACGCGCAUAGGCGGAGGCUCGCAGCAGCACGCCAUUGGCCAUCACUGGAGUGGCGGCCUUGGGGGAGGAGCCAAGACCGGUGGAGACCUGCUGUGGGGGGGCGUGCCCCAGUACUCCAGCCUGUGGGGGCCCCCUAGUGGCGAUGAUAGUCGCGGCGUUAUCGGAAGCCCCAACCCCAUUAACACGCUGUUGCCAGGCGACCUGCUGAGUGGAGAGUCCAUGUAGGACAACACACUAACAAACCAACCAUGAGGAUGGAUGUUUCAACGCUGGAACAGACAGUGGAAAAAUAAUAAAUACACAAAAAAAUGACAAUGAACAGGAACAAAACCAAGCAAAUCAUGUGGCGAUAAUCAGUAUCAACGGAACUGUGAAUCGUGUACCGGAAGGCUGGGGGCGACGACACAAGACUGCUGACCCCUACGCCCUUCGUUUUUACGUUUUUUCCCCUCCUUUUUAGUUGACUUCUUAAAAGGGGAUUUUGUUUUUAGUAUUUGAUAAAUGUUGGAAGCAAACAAAAAUGAAAUGCCGAAAAGACUCAAUGAAGAGAGAACCAUUAAGUGUUUUUAAGUUUUCCAUGAAUAUCGCACAUUCUGUGUGAAAUCUUUUUUAGGAGAAGCAAUCGUAGAAGCUGCCAUUUUGAAUCUUUCCUUUGCCCACGAAACUACAAAUUGAUUUAAAAAAGGCCAUUCCCAGCAUGCCCGUGGUUUAAAGACCUUUUACUUACGUUAUUGUUUUGUUUCCAAGCACUAAUAUUAGCCUUAAGCGCUCUACUGCGGCCCAGGUCCUCCUUCAAUCUCAAGCCUUUUUCAUUGUUUUGAAACUGAAGAAAUAUUGUGAUUUUGAAAGCUUGCUCAGUUCCCAUCUCUGAGCCAGUGAAUGGAACAGAACAAGUGUGAUCAACCAAGGUCGUAUUCACUAGGAACGAAACGGAAGCAAGCGGACUGAAACUGAGGGACUACCUGAACUUUGUCCAAUAAGAAAUGCUUGUUUUCGCAUGCUGUUGCAAAACGUUUUGCCACGUGUGCACCUAAUGAAUAUGACCCCCAAGUCACUCGGCAGUAUGAGGCCUGUCAACACUGACCCAACCAAUCAUCAGUUAAAACCUUUUUCUGUUUUUUUGGUCGUUAAUUUGUUCUUAAAGGGAUUUACACUGCUGUUUUUGUUCUUUUUGUAUAUCGGGCGCAUUUUUAUAUCUAUCGCAACAUAAGCUGAGAGAUUAUUACACAUCGACAGACCUAGCUGCAUCUGUUUUAUGUGUGUUCUUGAGUAUAUGUCUGAUGGAACCUAAUCAUUCACAUCUGGGAGUUCAGAUUACCACUGCUCAGAAGAACUACGACUUCAGCUAUACUCACCUAACGAGACUUACAGGUGCUUCUUGUCAAUUAUUAACAUUAUUAGUCGGUUCCGUUGUUUACCCUCUCGUCCCCAUUAUGGUCCACCAGUUUCUGGAAACGACGACAAAAAAAAAAGAAAACGCUUCAACUUGAUGUGAAAGUUACAUUGUGCAAUAUAUACGCCACAGACCCUUCUUCCGUCCACACUCAAGUCCAAACAGGAACUGGUUUCUUUACAUUUUUCGUUCUUGAUUUUUGUUGUCGUUGAUCAAAGCAAAGAACUUAAGAACUACAGAAACUUUACCUUUUCUAAUUUUUGAUUCCCACCAGGCCUCCCCUUGACCCCCCCAUGAAAAACCGUUGCGUUAACUCUUGCCGGAGAGGAGGAGCGAGGAUGGUGUUACUAUUAUAACUGUGUUCAGAAACUGUCUCUGCAGCCCUGAAACUCCUCAUACGUACACAUUGAACUGGGGUACAUGAGAAAGCACCAUCAGAAAGCCCUUCCUCUCCACGUUGCCACAGCCACACUGAACAGACUGAAUCCAGGUGGGGGAGUCACUGGAGGGUCACUGGAGAUCUGGCACAAUACCAAAUAAGAGGGGUUUAUCCUAAUGCAGUAGAUCUACUACGAGUGUUCCUUGUAUUUGGUACUGUGCAAAAAUGUAAAAGAUAGACUAACCUUUAGUCUAUUUCAAAGGGUUUUAUCAUAGCACUUAUGAAGAGAGCUAAAAGCUUCAACUUGCAAACCAAUAAAUCAGAAAAAUGGAGCAGCAACUUUGAAAACUGAAAAAAAAAAGACAAAAAAAAGUACUCUUGCUCUUUUUGUACUGUAUCUAUACUUGGAAAUAACUUCUGGUAUUUGUUUGUUCCUCUUUGGUCCAAGGACUUGUAUGAACUUUAAAAUGGUAGCAGGAUGAAGAAAAGAAAAAAAAGGAAGUCUACUUUUAUCUGACAAAGUCUGCAGUGUUUGAUUUUUUUCUAAAGACAUUUUCUUUUAACUAUAUCAAAGUGAAUAUCACUGUUACUCCAAAAUGUUUAGCCUUUUUCUUGUCUGGAGACACUAGACAUGCAAUGUUACCUGUCUCCGGCCAACGGUCGGUCGGAGUGGGGAGGGGGGCGGUCACGGUCCACUGAGUGCCUCUCUGCUGUGGUGCCCAUGGCGAUGGUCGCUAGGCAAGGCUACCCCCACAGCAGUAUUUCCUCCUGGGCUGGAACCAAGCUCUCCCAUUGGACACCCUCAGCCCGGCAGGAAACCACGCUCCCUCCAAGACUGGCCUAUCAGCACGGAGCUAGCCAGCUAACGACCGCGCCAGCAGCACUCGACCUCGUCUCAACCAACCCUCUCCAUUUCCCCUAAUCUUCUUUCACACAAAGAUCACUUUAGCUGGAAGUCAAGAGACAGUCAAAUUUCUGGAAUUUUGCCAGUGUUUGAUGAAUUUUAUUUAGUUUUUGUUUGACGUUAUGUAUUUUUUUAUUUGUUAUUUUUGUCUACAUGCAGUGGUCUUUUCAAGAUGGCUGCUUGAAACUAGCCCUUUUCACUGUUCAUAUGCAGAAACACUUUGGUCAGAGGUGCCUCUGUAUGUUCAUCCUGUGUAUUGAAUGCAAACGAGGAUCAAUACUACAGCCCGUCAUUGAUUGUCUAUUAUUAGUUAGUAUCUUAACUGAUUGAUUGAUCAUUGCUUUGUUUUGGACAGUAUUCUGUAGUACUUCCAGGCAGUAUCUCAAGAAGUGUAAGUUAGACCAAUAGGGUGUCUCAGAUGGGUGAGUGUGUCCUGCCUGACCCUCGCUGCUCCACCUGGGUUCCACCAGGGAUGUCCCCUCUCGCCCGCUCACACAGCUGCUACUCUACACCCUCCAGUCCCCACCAAAGCAAACAACCUAGGCCAUGGCCCUCCCCCUGACCAGACAUAAACAGCGACUCAGUUCUGUUUCUAUGCAAAAGACUAGAGGCUGCGGGCCCUUUACAGCCAACGUGCCAAUCCUGCCUUAAGGGUUGAGCACCGACUCACAGAGCUAGACCCAUUAACCUCCUGCUGUAUGUACCCUUCAGCACUUAGAAUAUGUCCGCUCCUGGUCCUUAUAGCUGGGUUUAAACCACAACACUGUCGUAUUCCAAACUUCCACCCUCUAUGCUGAGUUAGUACCACUGGAGUGGAGGUAUAGUAGGCCUCUCUUUACUGUGCUGAAGACUGAUCUCCUGUCAGCUUGAACUCAGGGUAGGAAAUGCCGUUAAAAGAUGCAGCUCUCUCUGUAUGCAUGUCCUUUUGCUGUAGUGUAACAGAGCCAAGUUCUACACUAACUAAUGGCAAGCUGUGCAGUAGCUUUGGAUAAAAGCGUCUGCUAAAUGGCAUUUAUUAUUAUUAUUAUAUAGUACUAUAGACUUGUUUUGGUUGGAGAAUUGUUUUUGGGGAACGGGAUAGUAAUGGUUUCCCUUCCCAACUAUAGGCCUACUGUAAUGUUACAAUGUAGAGGCCCAUUCUGCAUGUAAGAUGCCAAUGUUAUCCUAUGUGCCAAUACAAUAAAAUCUAUAGAUCUCAAACUAGCCCAUGUUAUACGAUCUGGAGAAAGAGCUCUUCUCUUCCCAGGAUGGAGGAUCUUUGAUAACCUUUGAUGGAGGAUCUUUGAUAACCUUUGAUGGAGGAUCUUUGAUAACCUUUGAUGGAGGAUCUUUGAUAACCUUUGAUGGAGGAUCUUUAAUAACCUUUGAUGGAGGAUCUUUGAUAACCUUUGUGAUGGAGGCAGGGGGGCAGGAGGGAUCAAACAGAUGGGUGGGGGCAACACACCUCAUCCUGAACCACUGAGAUAAUAUGGCCGGGUCUCUCAUGGCACCCUGUUCACGAUGUAGUGCAUUAUAUAGGGACAUAGGGUGCCAUUUGUGGGGAAUGCCCUGUUCUUGAUAAAUUCUUUGGCGGAUCCAAGUAUCCUAUGGUGCACAGUCAGUUUGAUGUUGGGUAAUCCUGGGUACAUAUUUUUUUAAACCAAAAAUGAAUUUCUUGCAUUUCAAUGUCAUUUUAAUAUGAAGUUUGACACAAAAUCAAGAAGAAAAAAUUAUAAAAAAUAAAAACGGACUAAAAUAAAAGAUCUAUAAUAUGUUAAAACUAAAGCUCUGCACUUCUAGCUGAAAUGUCUCCAGUCCAGCAACCUCUAACUUCUACCAUCCAGGGAGUCAGAAUGCAGGCUGGAGAGCCUUUUUGUGGAUGCUGUAUUUAUCGUAUUUGUUAGUUUCCUCUCAAAGCGGACCCACAACUGUAUAUUUCCACAGACCCAGAUGGCUUCGGGCCCACUGUAUCAGCCCAGGUCGCUCGCCUCACUGUUUCUGCGGUAGGCAACGAGAGUGGACGCAUUUCAAAAGGUACAAAGUCUUAACAACAAAAAAAAACAAAAAAAAAAAUGGGAUAAGGCUACCUUUUUGGGACUGUUCGGCGUCCUGCAGCACACUAGCAAAAAUCACUAUUGCCUGUUUCUGUAACUGCCUUGAUCCAAGCUCAGAGACCAAUUAGCCGGGUGGGGGCCUCCAAACGUCCGCUCGGUGUGUGUGCACCAGCACUGAGGGGCAGGCCGUGCUCUCUCUCUACUGCUUAACUAUAGAUAUAUAUGGAUAUGUACGCUGUGUGUGUGUGGUCGGUAGCACAUCAACAGACACCUUGGAUCUCAAUCUCUGAAACCUUUUAUUCCUCUUAAAAGGUCUGGGUUCAAUACAAACUGAAGAUGAGCAAUAUGUAUUCCCCCUGCAAAUAAGUGAUACGAAGGAAAUGGAAUGGGUUUAGUGGUUAAACUGGUACUUGAUGGAUCAUGAGUAAUGUCUUUCCUACCUGCAGUUGGAUAUGCACGUUCUGGAUUUAUGAACAUAUUACAGUAAGUACCUUGAACUACUUGUACUGUAUGUGAAUUUGUCUAAACAACCCAACCUGAAAUCACCUGUUUUUUAAAUGCAUACUUUCCCAGUAGAGAAAAAUAUCAUUAAACAUAUCAACACACAAAUAUAAACACAAAUACUUGAAUCAAGGAGCGCCAAUAACGUAAUGUGAAGUCUCUUUUGUAAAAAAUAAAAAAUAAAAAAAAUUGACUAGUACACUUCCAAGCUUGAGGUCAUCAAUUAAAAAAGAUUGGAGAAAAAAAGUGCAAAAAUCAUUUGGUUGUGUGAUUGAAAGUCAAAUGUAUGUGUGCAAACAACUGUGUGCUUGGCAGGCUUAGGACUGCUGUCAUGUUCCAUUCAGUAUGUUGUGUAUUGACAUUGUUGUCUGUUCUUUUAUUCAGUUUAUUUUUUGCUUGUCAAAACUAUAUUCUGAUAGACAUUUUUCUUCUAACGUUGCACUGAGUGUCCUCUACCCCUCACUCAGCUAAUCGUAGACAAACGAGGGGAGAGGGUGACAAUUCAUGUGUAAAUGUUUACUCAAGGACUUAAUGGAAAAAAAGUUUUUGUUUUAUCUGUAAAAUGUUUAUCUACCUUAGUGGCUUUUAUUGUGGAAUAAUCCAAAACAAGGAUUAUCAUUGAGUAUUGCACCAUUUUCUUCUGAUUACAUACAAAUGUCAUGAAAAAAGACACAAAAAAAUGGUCUAAGAAUUGUGGCCAUAGAUGGUCGGACUAGUAAUCUCUUAACUUCAUAUGGAAAGGGAUAAUGUGGGGAGAUGAGUUUGUUACAGGACUCAUUUCAGAGGUGCCUAUAUCUUGUUUUCUUUAUGCAUAGCCACCCGUCGUUUACAAACAUUUCAUGUCUGAAGUUGAGGAAAAAGGAAUUUUGAAAUGUUGAAAAAGACUAAUUCCAUCUUCCAUCAAAAUAUGAACAUAAAACAAACUUUGCAAAAUGAAGAUUUAUGCUACUUUCAGAACUCUGGGAUUGAUCAGUGUUGUCGUUUUUAAUUUCUCUUUUUUUUUAUGUCGACAGACUAUGUAUUGAAUUAUUUGAAUUUUGUCUUUGUAAAAAGACAACGCAAUUUGCUCACUAUCUUGCACACUCGUAAAGAUGUGGAUCUUGUCUCGGGAAGGCCAGGAUUUCCAGAGUUCAAACUCCACCAUUUGUAUUUAAAUUUGAGAGUUUUAAAUUACAAUAACUUUGAGAAAUGUAACUCCAGGCACUGAAAGUUAGGGAUUUAAAUAGAAUAUGAUAUACCAUUGCUUCUAAAAAUCCAUUGCGGUUACAUAAUUUACCAAAUAAAUGACUGAAAAUGAACUUUGAGAGAAAGUAGAGUGCUUUACAUGUAAAAUUGCUUUACAUUUAAUUAAAAUUGAUCAAUGGUUUUAAUUGUCAAACGGCAGUGAUUAGUUUUACUUAUGCAUUUUCUUUGAGGUUCCAUCCUGUAACUUUCAGGAGCUUUGUGCAUUACUGUCUCUGUUCCUGUGGCAGAUAUUCAAUGAGUUAAGAGAUUCUGUCUAAUAGAUGGUUUUCAGGAGACAGAUUUGAAGUGUGUGUGGGGGGGGGUAGCUGGUUUUUAAAGGAUCAUGAUCUAUGCACAAGUGGGAGGGAGAGUCCAGGCUUGCUUUUCUCUUGGGGCCCGGAACUCAUACUCUGGGGUUCAGGGUUUGAUGUAGGGGUGUGUCUUUGUGCUACAAAUUUGCUAUGUUAGAUUUUCUUCCCCCUCAGAUUUAUGGCAACUUUAUUGCUUCGCCAUGCUGUGUAAUCCUUAAGCAAUGAGCGCUUAUCCUUCUGCUAAAGCACUGUGGGUUAUACUGAGAAAAAGCCCAUGACUUUUAAGGCGGUCUGGUUUUUGUAAGGGGGGAGGAGGUGGUACUCUGCCUUUUUAUUUAAAAAAAUAAACAUUAAGGAGAAAUGUCUGUACUGAGAAAGUUGUGGCUUUUAAUGUUUUUUUUUUCUCCUCAUAGAAUGUGAUUGUUAAUGACAUGCACCGGAAAAAAACAUGUUUCCAUGAGUUAUGGAGCUUCUUUCGGACUAUAUUAAUAAAUUGACAUUUUUCUUGGCUGUUAAAAA
Oncorhynchus keta (chum salmon) is the source of this 13976-nucleotide messenger RNA. RefSeq names its product trinucleotide repeat-containing gene 6C protein-like. The coding region runs from base 890 to 6937 and encodes 2015 amino acids. Gene Ontology annotation, biological process: miRNA-mediated post-transcriptional gene silencing; positive regulation of nuclear-transcribed mRNA poly(A) tail shortening. Gene Ontology annotation, molecular function: RNA binding; protein binding. Gene Ontology annotation, cellular component: P-body; nucleoplasm. Lineage: Eukaryota; Metazoa; Chordata; Actinopteri; Salmoniformes; Salmonidae. The transcript is spliced from 21 exons. The record is from RefSeq and is a predicted model, not a curated record.